Messenger RNA from Pyrus x bretschneideri (Chinese white pear), 864 nucleotides. Its product is annotated as expansin-A3-like. Gene Ontology annotation, biological process: plant-type cell wall organization. The transcript is spliced from 2 exons. Bases 1 to 864 code for a protein of 287 amino acids. The record is from RefSeq and is a predicted model, not a curated record. Lineage: Eukaryota; Viridiplantae; Streptophyta; Magnoliopsida; Rosales; Rosaceae. Gene Ontology annotation, cellular component: extracellular region.
AUGGCAUAUGAAGUGCCCUUGCAGGCCCUUUUAGGGUUAGCGACAUUGAUUUUUCUUCCUCUGGUGGCUGAUGUUGUCCAUGCAAGCACUGCAUGGAGACUUGCAGCUAAAUUAUCGGAGGACGAUGGACAUGACAUUCAUACGGUUGGCCGCACCCACAACCGGCCAAGGUUCGGCGGUGGCCCUUGGAAGCAUGCUCAUGCCACAUUCUAUGAAGGCGGCCCGGGAACCUUUGGAGGAGCUUGUGGUUAUGAGGAUGUGAUAAAAGAAGGGUAUGGCCUGGACACAGCAGCGUUGAGCGAGGCUUUAUUCAACAAAGGGCUGUCUUGUGGAGCAUGCUAUGAAAUCAAAUGCGUCGACAACCCUCAGUGGUGCAAGCCAGGACAGCCAACUCUUGCCGUCACGGCAACCAACAACUGCCCCCCCAAUUGGAACCAGCCAAGUGACAAUGGAGGGUGGUGCAACCCUCCUCGUGAGCAUUUUGAUAUAGCCAAACCUUCGUUCAUCAAAAUUGCCGAGUACAAGGCCGGCAUUGUUCCGGUCAUGUACCGCAGGGUUCCAUGCCUGAAGACAGGAGGAAUUAAAUUCACAAUAACUGGGAAUCCAUAUUUCAACCAAGUGUUGGUGUGGAAUGUGGGAGGAGCCGGAGAUGUGACCGGAAUGCAAGUGAAGGGCAGCAAGAAGCUCAUAUGGACAACGAUGAAGCAGCUAUGGGGUCAGAAGUGGGAAACUGACGCCAAGAUGAUUGGCGAGUCAUUGACCUUCCGAGUCAGAGCGAGUGAUGGUAGAUACUCAACCUCAUGGCAUGUUGCUCCAAGCAAUUGGCAGUUUGGCCAAACCUUCGUAGGCAAGAAUUUCAGGUAG